Asparagus officinalis (garden asparagus) is the source of this 1915-nucleotide messenger RNA. RefSeq names its product transcription factor bHLH144-like. Bases 762 to 1499 code for a protein of 245 amino acids. The transcript has 4 exons. The record is from RefSeq and is a predicted model, not a curated record. Gene Ontology annotation, molecular function: protein dimerization activity. Lineage: Eukaryota; Viridiplantae; Streptophyta; Magnoliopsida; Asparagales; Asparagaceae.
CCGAUGGUGUCUCUUUACCUUCAACUAAAUUCGUCUGGGAUCGGACCGCGAUCGAAUUCAGGCGAAUUAAUUGGAGCUUUGCGUCAAAGUUUGGAUCUUUUUGGCUUCUGGGCAUAGGAAUUUAAACCCUCAUUUCGGUUAACAUUAGAAAGAAACAUUAUGCGGUGGCUGAGCCUGUCUGUUGAUGUCUACCGUAAAGUUUCCUUGAACUUGUACUGCCGAGUUAUCCUGUAAUUUGAGCUUGAAAACUAGUGACAUUCUCCCUUUCUCUUUCUUCUUUUCGAUCUAGUCCAUUGUAAAGGAGUCCCUCUUCAUUGGUCCAAAAAUUAAUUGGUUACUUUUGCUUCAUCUCUAGUUAUUGUCGUACCACUCUUUUGAACCUCUAUCUUGCUGUCCUUUGAUUAAAUUGAAAGAGGCUAGUAUAGUUCCUCUGGUGGUUGGUGGUUGGAAUUGGAGGAAGAAAGUAAUGGUGAACCAAGCAGCGACACAGACAAGAUUCAGAGCAUUGAAGCACGAGAAGAAUGGGAUCCCGGGGAAUGCCACCAUCAUCGUUCGUGUCAUAGCUUGUUUCCAACCAUUACAAGAUUGCCAGGCUGAAUACUUUCGCCAGCUCCUGAAACCUGUGACGUAGAUUAGUUUCUGUUUCCCGCGUUUUAAUCAUAGUAAAGUGAAGAACACUCAAUUUGCUGUCAUUUCCUUUGGAGCGUGAUUCUUUCUCCAAUUUGAUCCUUCUUGCAGUCAUUUCCAUCGGUGAUAUUUUUAUGGGGGAGGACUUCGAUCCGUGGCAGUUACGUAGUUUCAACUGUGAAAGUAACGUCGGAGCAUCUGCUCUUGAUCCUAAACAGAGCACAAAUCCCAACUAUGCUGACCCUUUUGGGUUCUUCAGUCCGAAUCCAUUUUCGAUGCAGUCUUCAAAUCCAACCGGGUUUACUUCAGAUGCAAAUAGGUUCAUGGUUUUUGAUCGCUUGGGAGAUGAAACAAACCCAAUGUAUAAUAAUCCAUUUGGUUCACAGUUCCCCUACUCUUAUCCCUCCAAUGCCGGAACUAAUGUUUACAAUGGGAACGUGAACGAAGAGAUGCAUGAAGAAGACCCUGAGGAGAUUGAUGCACUCCUUUACUCAGGCUCCGACAACGAACAAGAAUAUGAAGAAGAAGAAGAAGAAGAAGAGAAAACAAGAGAAAAUUUAGACGGCGAAGAAGAAGAAGAGGAGGAGGAGGAGGUUGCUACUUCUGCUGUGCUUCAUCCUUCACAUCCACCAUCCAAAAGGCGGAGGGUUGAUCUGUCGCUAGCUGAUACUGCAAGCUCAACCAACUGUAAUAGCAGUGCGAAGAAGGCCAAGAGGAAGAAGAUCCAGGAGAAGGUUGGAGUUUUGAGGCGGAUAAUUCCCAGUGGGAAAGGGAAGGGGAAAGAUACUAUGGCCGUGCUCGAUGAGGCCAUCGGGUAUCUGAAAUCACUGAGGUUGAAGGCUAAGGGACUUGGAGUUGGUGCUCUCAAGUAAAGAUCAACUGCAGUGUGUGUGUGCGCGCGUGUAUGAUACUACCAAGCGUGAGAAACGCCAGAGCUGAUGAUUGAGAUUGGGAUUGAGACCUUCGCGCGUGAGGAGAGACGUGCUUCUUCCCUUUUUGACCCAGGGAGCAGCACGCGUGAUGGAACUUUAGGCAUGCAGCUGGCCUUUUUUAUGUUGCUUUUCUGUUCUUUGCUUUGCUUUAUUAUUAUUGCUAGGAAUAGGAGAACUUUUGUUGUGUCUUGUGUGUGAGAAAAAGGAGGCAAGAGGAAUUGGGGUGCUUUUAUGGAUGUCUAUGUUGUCUCCAAUGCAGGUAAGUUGUCAGGUAUGUUUGAUAGGACAUGAAGCUUUUGUGUUGUAUGUGUAAUAUCAAGCUUUUGAUUGAAUGGUAUUUUUCGCGUUUGUUUAUA